Blumeria graminis f. sp. triticale is the source of this 252-nucleotide messenger RNA. The record is from the annotation of a GenBank genome assembly. NCBI's taxonomy places the organism in Eukaryota, Fungi, Ascomycota, Leotiomycetes, Helotiales, Erysiphaceae.
CGAGGGGGACUUCAAGCAAGAGCUGGCCGAAGUAGUUUUAAGGGUGGACUUCGAGGUGGAUCCGGCAGCAAUAACGACCGCCGGAAGAUUUACUUCGUGUGUAAAAAGGCGGGGUGCUGGUCCAUACGGCACAAACCAAGCCAUGUCAAGGAAGAAUCAAUGGCUGAUGGACGUACAUGGCUGAGAAUGAUCUCCCCGCUGGCAAUGAUACCCUGGGCAUGUUCAUCAUCGACUAUGAAGGCUACAAAGUGA